GGACUCUGGGGGGUUUUGCAGUGGGCGUCAUGCGAGGGAGCCCCUAGCCGUUGUGGCGUCAUCGCAAUGUUCCACACGUAUUUGAAGAGAUGCCUCUCCGUGGCCCUCCGUCGACUGUGGUGAGCGUCUCGUUCCGCCUUGCUCGUUCGUCUUCUCACACCGCUGCACGGCCGCCAUCUCCGCCAACUUGCUCGUGGGCAGUGUCCAUUGCUGGGGGUGUCCGGUCGAGUGUUGGGCGAGCUCACUCCGCGAGGAUGAGUGCGAUGUCUAAGGUGGUCCAUGUGCGUGGAGUGGGUGAUGGGGAUGACGUCGAGGCCGGGUUGUCCGCUGUGGAGAGGGCUGUUGUGACGUCUGUCGUAGCCGCCGUCAUCAUGCAUUGCGACAUGGAGGUCGAAGGUCAACGGCGGUGGGCACGACUACGUGCCCGGAGAAGGAAGUUGAUGCCAGCGGCGACGACUGAAACGUUGGAUAGCGCUGCCAUCUGUGAUGCCGUGUUGGAGGUGUGCUGUGCACUGGGACGUGGGGGACUAUCGAGGGCGACGCCGAGGUGGUGGGUAAAAAGGAAGACGGGGGGGACUUGGGAGGAUCUUCGGCCUGCGGACGACGCCACUGACGAUUACUUCCGCAACAAGUUACGGAUGUCUCCACGUGUCUUCUGCGAGAUCGUUGAGAACUUGUCGCCGAUUCUCCAGCGACGUGUGACGUUCUAUAGGGAACCGUUGCAACCAGACCAGAUUGUCGCGUACGCGCUGUACAGGUGGGCGUCGGGCAAGACAUACGAGAACAGCAGCUGCAGCUUUGGGAUUGGCAGGGCUUCAGGUUUGGUGGCCGUCCGGGACGUUACUGUUGCGCUACUUUCGGUGUACAGGGAGAAGGUGGCGUGGCCAACUGGGGUGCGGAAGGCGAUCGUUCUGCGUGCUUUUGCAGACAAGGGUUUCCCGAACCGCCAUGGGUGCAUCGACUGCACCCAUAUCUACGUGGACAAGCCGGCGAAUGCACCUGCAGAAGACUACUACGACCGCAAGAGACGCUUCUCUGUCGUUGCUCAAGUGGUGGUCGACUUGGACUUGCGCAUCCUGAACGUGUUUGUGGGAUAUCCGGGGAGCUGCCACGACGUCCGGAUCAUCCAUCUCUCCACUCUAUGGUCGCGGGCGGCGGCGGGAGAGUUGUUUACAGGGCCUCCUGUGCUGCUACCAUUCCAAGUGCACACGAAUGGUUAUUUGCUGUCCAACAAUGGUUACCCAUCGAGCCAAUGGAUGGUUGUCCCGUUUGGCGGCAUGGCGCAACAUCCCCUGGAGAGUCGUUUCGACAGCAAGCAGAAGACCGCGAGGGGGGCAGUGGGGAGGGCAUUCGGGAGACUGAAAGGAAUGUGGAGCUUGUUCCUAGGCUCUCACAAGACCAACAUGGAGACCUUGCCCCAGCAGUUCGUGGCCGUCUGCAUCUUGCACAACAUCCUAAUCGACGUCGGCAUCCCUUUCGACGAGAACUUGUUGUGGGAGGUUGACGCCAAUGGAGUUCGCCAUCGGGUGGAUCUUGGGAUCCAUCGCCCCCCCGGGCCGUUGUGCAUGGAAACUUCUACGGGGGAGGCGAUCAUGCUGCGGCAGGCGCUAGCGGAGCGAAUGAUGCGGCGAUGAUGGCAGAAGGACCUCGCGAGGCGGCGGGAGCUGCG
Molecule: messenger RNA, 1669 nt
Organism: Chara braunii
Lineage: Eukaryota; Viridiplantae; Streptophyta; Charophyceae; Charales; Characeae
Source: the annotation of a GenBank genome assembly